Messenger RNA from Stegastes partitus (bicolor damselfish), 1728 nucleotides. Its product is annotated as adaptin ear-binding coat-associated protein 1-like. The record is from RefSeq and is a predicted model, not a curated record. Gene Ontology annotation, biological process: endocytosis. NCBI's taxonomy places the organism in Eukaryota, Metazoa, Chordata, Actinopteri, Pomacentridae. The transcript is spliced from 6 exons. Gene Ontology annotation, cellular component: clathrin vesicle coat; membrane. The coding region runs from base 1 to 561 and encodes 186 amino acids.
AUGUUGGCGAGUGAGCUCUUCGCUCAGGCUCCGGUGGAUGAGUAUCCGGGCAUCGCCGUGGAAACCGUCAGCGACUCCAGCCGCUACUUUGUGCUCCGUAUCCAGGACGACAACGGUCGCAGCGCCUUCAUCGGCAUCGGCUUCGGGGACCGAGGCGACGCCUUCGACUUCAACGUGGCGCUCCAGGACCACUUUAAGUGGGUGAAGCAGGAAAACGAGUUCACCAAGCAGGCUCAGGCUCCAGACUCCACCCCGAAGCUGGACCUGGGCUUCAAAGAGGGCCAGACCAUCACUCUCAACAUCGGGCAAUCCAAAAAGAAGGACAGAUCUCGUCCACAGAGCUCAGGUGGCCUCGGGCUCCUCCCACCUCCACCUGGUGGCAAGCUGGCCCCGCCCCCGUCAUCCAGAUCCACCAAUCAUAACACACAACCGUCAGCGGGGGGAAGUGACACCGGUUGUUUGCUGGACCUGGACUCCAGUAACUCCAACUCGGUGGCUCCGUCCAACCCGACCUCCGGCGCCGACCUGUGGGGAGACUUUGACUCUGUUUCCCCGAAGUGAGGCGACUCUUCCUCGCCCCUCUUCGCCGUCUGUAAAUCUACGCAGCUCUUUUUUUGAAACUCUUUUCGUUCUCUCCGUUACGGGGUCCCGUAUCUCUCCCUGCCGAGCAGGGUAACCCCCUGUACCGCAAACCCGGUGUCGUUUCAGUUGGAUCCCUCACGGUUUUGUGUUCUGAGCCUGAACGGACACAAGCUACUCAGCAGUUUAAAUUCUGCCUCUCCAUCCCUGACAGUGUUUUAUUUCUAAUGUAGAUUAUACAUAACAGAGAUAUCCAGAGAGGCGUGAUCAUCUCGUCCAUAUCUAAAGAUGAAAUCUAUGAAUGAAGGAGUUUACUGUACAGAGAAUAUUUAUUUUAAUGUGUAUAUAUUGUCAGUGGUUUGUAAUUAUGGUCUGUGGUGUCGUCUCCUUCGUGUAGCUUCUUUCUCUCUAAGUCCCAGCAGUGGGACUGAUUAUAUGCACUGACUGACGGUCCAGUCGCUCUCCGUAGGUCUGCAUUUAUCGCAGGGAUUGUCAAAUAGGAGAUUUAGAUUAUUGCAAAGUUUACCGCAAAGCGAUUUCACUUGAAAGAGCACGUCGUCGUCGUCGUCGUGAUUUACUCUCCGGUGGCUCCGCAGCUGCUCGGCUCUCCGGGGACGGAGCAUUGUUCGGGCUGUAAAUCAGGACGUCGGCUGGGAGAGGCCGCUAACCGGAGCAAAGAGAGGCAACGAGUGCUUUUAUCUCGGCCUCGAGGGGAAAUGCGGAUGAUUUAACCCGCGUUGUGUCAUCCGCACAGCUGCCGAAAGCUGCGACCGGUGAGUCACGGAGGCCGCGACCUUCUUCCCUCCUCGGCGAAUAAAGUCUGCGUUUCUUGGUCCCGUAAGAGAAGCCGGUCGGGUCAAAGCAUGUCGUACUGUACACACGAGUUUAACUGUGAACCUUAUUCCAUAUCCAGAUGUUAUUUACUCUGACGCGGACAGUGGUGGUGUUCGUUGUCCACUAGGAGGCGGGUCGUGUUGCGCUGGUGUCGCGGACCGUGUGAGUGUAAAGGCCCAGCGGUGUGUGUCGGUGUGUGUUUGUCGUCCUGAUUAUGUGCAUAUCUCCCAGACGUUACCUGUAAUUCAUAAACUGUAAAUGUGUAUGGAAAUGAAUAUGCAAAGAAAAAUAUAAAGAAAACACUGAAUGACCAAA